CCACCAUAACUCUAAUAUUUUCAAGCUCUUUUAUCUUCCUCUCCUUAAACUCUCUCUCUCUCUCUAUAGCUCUUUCUUUUGGUUUUCAUUUUAUAGACGAAAGGUCUAGUUCUGAGAGCCUGAGAGUACUGCACCAAUGGCUUGCUUAAAUGUCUGCAGCAACAAGGGUGCCGUGGAUGGGAAGAUCAAACAGGGGCAAGAGACUUGUACACUUGAUGGAACUGUAGAUUGGCAUGGCCGCCCUGCAAUUAGAGAGAGAUCUGGAACUUGGGUUGCCGGAAUUUUGAUCCUAGUGAAUCAAGGGCUGGCUACAUUGGCAUUCUUCGGAGUAGGAGUGAACUUGGUUUUGUUUUUGACAAGAGUGUUGGGUCAAGACAAUGCUGAUGCAGCUAACAAUGUUAGCAAAUGGACAGGAACGGUCUACCUUUUCUCUCUACUUGGUGCCUUCCUUAGUGAGUCCUACUGGGGGAGGUACAAGACUUGUGCCAUCUUUCAAGCCAUCUUUGUCAUUGGCCUGAUAUCAUUAUCGCUAUCAUCAUACAUAUUCUUACUCAAGCCUAAAGGCUGUGGUAGUGACCAAUCUCAUUGUGGAUCCCAUUCAUCCUUCGAGAUAGCACUGUUCUACUUUUCCACUUACCUGAUUGCCCUAGGGAAUGGAGGGUACCAACCAAAUAUAGCUACAUUUGGGGCAGACCAGUUUGAUGAAGAGGAUCCUAAGGAGGGGCACUCAAAAAUAGCCUUCUUUAGCUACUUUUAUCUGGCUUUAAACCUUGGGUCUCUCUUUUCAAACACUAUUUUGGGCUAUUUUGAGAAUGAAGGUAUGUGGGCUAUAGGAUUUUGGGCUUCAGCUGGCUCUGCCGCUCUAGCAUUGGUCUUGUUUCUUUGUGGAACCCCAAGGUAUAGGCAUUUUGAACCUAAAGGCAACCCUCUCUCUCGGUUUAGCCAAGUGUUGGUGGCUGCAACAAGAAAAUGGAAAGUUGAGAUGAUGCCAAGUGGAGAAGAUCUGUUUGAGUUAGACGAAAAGGAAAUUUCUAAUAAUGGGGACAGAAAGAUGAUCCAUACUCAAGGAUUCAAAUUCUUCGAUAGAGCUGCCGUUAUCAACUCAAAGGAAUUCAACCAGAUUGACAAGGAUGCUCGUGAUCCAUGGCACCUUUGCACAGUGACACAAGUUGAAGAAGUGAAAUGCAUUUUAAGACUUCUUCCAAUUUGGCUUUGUACAAUAAUGUAUUCAGUAGUAUUCACUCAGAUGGCAUCUCUCUUUGUGGAACAAGGUGCUGCCAUGAAAACCACCAUUUCAACCUUCCACAUUCCUCCAGCAAGCAUGACUUGCUUCGACAUUCUCAGCGUAGCGGCUUUCAUUUUCAUUUACAGGCGGGUUCUUGACCCUCUUUUUGUCAUUACCACAAAAAAAGCUGAAGGACUCACAGAGCUUCAGAGAAUGGGAAUUGGUCUUGUUAUAGCAAUAUUGGCAAUGAUGGCAGCUGGGGUUGUAGAGUAUUUCAGAUUAAAAUAUGCAACAACAGAAUGUGCCCAAUGUGAAGGGUCUAGUUCCUUGAGCAUCUUUUGGCAAAUUCCACAGUAUGUACUUAUAGGAGCAUCUGAGGUUUUCAUGUAUGUUGGUCAACUAGAAUUCUUCAAUAACCAAGCUCCUGAUGGAUUAAAGAGCUUCGGAAGUGCACUUUACACGACAUCAAUGUCACUAGGAAACUAUGUGAGUAGUUUGCUAGUGACAAUUGUGAUGAGAAUUUCUACUAGAGGUGAAAUGGCUGGUUGGAUCCCUAGUAACCUUAACAAAGGUCAUCUAGACCGGUUCUACUUCCUCCUAGCAGCUUUGACAUUGGCGGAUCUAAUAGUCUACAUUGCAUGUGCCAAGUCGUAUAAGUAUAUCAAGUUUGAAGGAAAGAGUGGAAUCAAAGAAGGCAAUGAGCUUGAGCUUAAAGUAUAAGCUGUGGUAGAAUAUUAGUUUGGCCAUAUUUUGAUGAAGGCUACGUGUGAUAAAUAAAGUAAGAAGCAUUACUGUAGAAGAGAGUGAUUUUUGCCAUGAUACUCUGAGAAAUGCUUACCCUCUUCAUUUCUCUAAGUUGAGCAUAUAUAUAUAGGGUGUUUUAGGAUGGAGAUGUACUGAUGUAAUCAUCAUUUGUAACGAAAGCUUUAUUGUAACUUACUUUAUAUAUGCGUAGGGAGUAUUACACUAUUA
This is a messenger RNA of Quercus lobata, 2197 nucleotides long. RefSeq names its product protein NRT1/ PTR FAMILY 7.3-like. Gene Ontology annotation, molecular function: transmembrane transporter activity. NCBI's taxonomy places the organism in Eukaryota, Viridiplantae, Streptophyta, Magnoliopsida, Fagales, Fagaceae. The record is from RefSeq and is a predicted model, not a curated record. Gene Ontology annotation, biological process: transmembrane transport. Gene Ontology annotation, cellular component: membrane. Bases 137 to 1945 code for a protein of 602 amino acids. The transcript is spliced from 5 exons.